Drosophila rhopaloa is the source of this 3316-nucleotide messenger RNA. RefSeq names its product transcription initiation factor TFIID subunit 5. Lineage: Eukaryota; Metazoa; Arthropoda; Insecta; Diptera; Drosophilidae. Bases 198 to 3209 code for a protein of 1003 amino acids. Gene Ontology annotation, molecular function: protein binding; RNA polymerase II general transcription initiation factor activity. The transcript has 5 exons. The record is from RefSeq and is a predicted model, not a curated record.
GUUUGAAUGGCUUUUAAUUAAAAAUACUAUGUUGUUAUAAAAAUAAACAAUCUUAUGGGCUGUAUUUAUAUCUAUUAAAAAUGCAGUCACACGAUUCGAAGCUGUCAAAUUGAAAACUUAAAAAGGGCCAGAAAAAUUUUCACUUAGUGCUGAAAAGCAGAUAAAAUUUGUUCAAAUAUUAAGUCGGAACUAAAACCAUGAAUAAGAAUCAGAAGAAAAAUAAAAACCCGAAUUCGGGUCAAAAACAAGAUAUAGUCGACGGAAAUGAUGGCUUUGAUUUAGAAAGGGAACUAAAAGCUAUAUUCGGUGACACACACACUGAAGUCACAGAGGAAGAUGCAUUCGACAUCCAGGGAGCUCUUAAAGCGCUCAAUGAAAAUGUGGACACCAUUUCCAUUUCGGAUUCCGAUGAUUCCAGAGAUGAGAUUCGUAAGGAAUUCAUGAAAAUUUCGGAUGAACCGAAAGCCAAUCAAUCUAAGCAGACGAAGAUGAACAGAUGGUAUUUGAAAGAAUUUGAGGAGCACAUGGGUCUCGAGAUUGGAGAAUCCGAUGGUGAAGAUGGUCCAGAUGAUAGUAAAAGCGAAAAAUCCACUACAUCGGAAUCAGAUAAUGUCAGCGAUUGGGAUGAUUCCAACUCAGAUGGCUCACCCACGGGAUGGCUGACAAACCUAACUGAUCUUAGUAAAUUUACAUUGGAUAAAAGUUCUUUUGGCUCUGAGGAUUGUAAGCAAAAAGACGAAGAAGAAUGUGCUGCACUGCCUGUUUUUAGUGGUCCUAUGCCAUCGAUGCCCAUAUAUGAUGAAGAAACCAGUCAAUUUGAAAUGGUACAGACUCCAGCAUUACCUGAAAUAAUUCAGGAAAAAAUUGAAAUGGAAAAGACAAAUGAAAUGGGCAGCAAAAUCGAAAAAGCCAUUUUUGAACCUGUGAGCGAGGAAGACAAUCUGUCUGAUAGUGAUAUUAGCUCGACUUUUAGCUUCAGUAGCGAACAAAACUUAACUGAAGUCGAUGAAGACAACGAGGAUAUUAUCAAAGACUUAGAUAUCGAAUCAGGCAAGGAAAAAUUUACUUACUGGGAGGAAAUGUCCGUGCGUCCCGUUGACAAAGGUGAAAUUCCCCAAGAAGAACUCAUGGCCAUUUUAAAGGAAGAGGAAAACCAGAAGAAUCCCGAAAAAGGUAAAGAUUCACAGGAGCAUCGAAGUGAUUCCGAGGGGGAAGAACCCACCGUAGAUCAGGCAGUGCCACAUGAUGGUUCAGAUUUUUUCGAAGAUAGUACCCUAUUUCCGGAGGACAGAGAAAACUUUAGUGUGUUGGUCAUUAAAGAGGAUUCGGUGUUUGUGGAAUACGAACUGGCUGUCAAGCAGCUGGCCAAACUAGUUCAUUUGGCUCCCAGUCAUUGCAAAUACGAGAUAUUCCUAUUGAUAUACCCCUUGAUGGCCUUGACCUAUCUUCAAAUGAUGGCCAGUGAUAAAACGCAGAGGGCAAGAUUGUUUCUGGUUCGAAAUCAGGAUCACCUGGAUGAUUCGUAUGUAUCGAGAAUGAUGAAACUUAGGGACAUUUGCAAACCAGAAGAGGUUCCAAACAAGGCCCGUAAAUUGCUGGCUGGUCAUGAGAAACUAGAGAUUCAAAUGUCGGAGGAAGCCUAUCGUCAGUUUCUAUAUUACACAGAGGAAUGGCCCAGAGGUCAGCAGGAAAAGUUGCUGGCCCAUUUUCACAUUCAAAGUUAUGGUGCAGAGGAAAAGCCACAGCAGCGUUUGGCAUUGGGACAACCUCUUUUGGAACCCAUUUACUGGGCUGCCCCGGAACCUUUGCAUAAGAAGGAAUUCACCGCUCGUCCUUUUCUGCAAAAACGUCGCCGCAGAAAGAACGAACCACAGGCUCUCAAGAAUCUUCACAUUCCGCCGGCCGAUAGACUGUAUAAUCCAAAUCCGAAGAGGAUGGAUUUGUUGCACAGAAAGAAUGAUGAACAGCAUCGAAUGCGAUUGGAUCGGGAGAACCUGCCCUCAACUUAUCUAUAUACAGCUACUCCCUGCGAUGAGGUGGUGAUUUGUGCCUCCUUUUCGGAGAGCAUCAGCAUGUUGGCUUUGGGAACUGCAUCCUCCAAAGUACACAUCUUUUCCCUGAAACCCUCGAAGUUGGUUCAACUGAAAUCAGCCAAUUGGCUAAAGGUUCUCGACACCGGAAUGGCAGGGAUUGACAAGGGAAUGCUGGAUCCCACCAAGAAGUACUCCAGACGCACUCUUCACGGACACCAGGGACCAGUUUACGGGUGCUCCUUCAAUCCAGAGGAUCGCUUUUUGCUCAGUUGUUCGGAGGACUUUAGCGUUCGCAUGUGGUGCCUUUUAUCCUGGAGUUGUGUGGUUAUAUUCCCAGGACAUUUGGCUCCCGUUUGCUUUGUGGUGUUUGCACCAACUGGUUAUUAUUUUGCCACCGCCUCGGAUGAUUGUACGGCCAGAGUUUGGGUGCAGGAUAACAGGAAGUCCGCUCGAAUCCUGCAAGGACAUUUGGCUGAGCUGGGGGUGUGCAUAUUCCACCCAAACCGUCAUUACUUGGCCACGGGCUCGGCGGAUAGUACAGUAAGGAUGUGGGAUCUAGUCAAGGGAGUCCAGGUGCGUCUUUUCAGUGGCCACAAAAGCAGGAUAACCGCCUUGACCUACUCCAUCUGUGGUCGUUACUUGGUUUCUGGCGGAGACGACCAUCUCAUCAUGAUUUGGGACACUCCCAAUGAGAUUUUAAUCCGAUUUUUUGACCAUCACAAGGCAGCUAUCAACACCAUGGAGAUCGCCUUGGAUAAUAAUCUAUUGGUGGUGGGCGGACAGGAUUGUCAAAUGACCAUUUGGGACUUGGAAAAGGUGCUAAAGGACUAUUUGAACAAGGCUAAAACUUCGAAAAAGAAAAAUCAGGCGGAGGCAAAUGAAGCAAGUGCAAAAGAUUUGCUCAUUAGCGCAUAUCGCAGCAAAGAGGCACCUUUUUAUAUGAUCCGCUUCAGUCGUCGGAAUCUUCUUCUGGCCUUCUGUGUUUCUCCCAGGAAACAAACAAAUAAUGUCCUGCAUGUCAAAACUAAUCAUACCAAUCAGGAGCAAGAUGAACAACUUGGCGGUUGGCUGGAUUUUCUGGACGGGAUGAAGUGGAAGGCUUGCUGUGAUCUCAAGGAGAAUUUACACUUGGAUACCUCACAGGUGGAGAAGGAAACUAAAAAGAAACAAAAAUAAUCUUAAAGGUGUUAUCUAAUUCCGGUUUAGUCACUAUAAAAUGAGGUAAAUGAAUAACUUUAUCAGGUUUUAGACCUUCAAAUAAACUAUGUUUUAUCAUUUAUAUC